UUUUUUUUUUUCCUGCUUCCCCCUCAGCCGAAAGAGGAGACUUGAAGAGCCCGGCUUGAGCUGAGCAACACUCCUCCGGGCUGACUCCUCCUAGAAAGCGCAACAAAGCAACAGUCAGAAACAGACGCUAAAAGAGAAAUGUGAAGACCUCGAGAGGCUGCAGUGCCGGAGAAGUAAAGCGCUAACCUGGAAAGAUGGCGUGGACACAGGCUCGCUUGUUGCCCCUCGCCUUUGCUUUGCUUGGAUUUUUCCUGCUAUGUGUCCCGGUGGAAGGGGAGCCGCGGGGAGAGCAACAGGAGGAGGAGGAGGAGGAGACCAUGUCCUGUCAGGGCGCGUUUGACCUCUACUUUGUUCUGGACAAAUCUGGCAGCGUGAAGCAUCACUGGAAUGAGAUUUACUCCUUUGUGAAGCAGCUGGCAGAGAAGUUUAUCAGCCCCAUGCUGAGGAUGUCUUUCAUCGUCUUCUCCACACAAGGAAAAAUCAUCAUGAAGCUGACUGAGAACAGGGAGGCCAUAACUGAAGGUUUAAGAGCUCUGAACCAUGUUAUUCCUGGAGGAGACACAUUCAUGAACCUAGGCCUGGAGAUGGCUAACGCACAGAUUCACAGAGAGAAUCAGGGGACCGCCAGCGUUAUCAUCGCUCUGACAGACGGAGAACUGAACGAGGAUCAGUUUGUCACAUCACAGCGAGAGGCGCAGAGAGCCCGGUCUUUGGGAGCCAUUGUCUAUUGUGUAGGAGUCAAAGACUUCAACCAGACCCAGCUCGCAACGAUUGCAGAUACCAUGGAGCAUGUGUUUCCAGUAACGGGGGGCUUCCAAGCCCUCAGAGGAAUCAUAAACUCGAUUAUCAAGAAGUCUUGCAUUGAGAUCCUGGCGGCGGAGCCAUCCAGCGUGUGCGCGGGAGAGAGGUUCCAAGUGGUCGUUAGAGGCAAUGGUUUCCUCCACGCGAGAAACAUCGACCAGGUCCUCUGCAGCUUCAAGCUCAAUGACACGCAGACUGUGGAUGAAAGACCCGCUGGAAUCGAGGACACAUACCUGCUUUGUCCUGCUCCUGUCAUAGAAGAAGUGGGGAGGGAGAUCUACCUGCAGGUGAGCAUGAACGAAGGCCUGUCCUACAUCACCAGCUCGGUUCACAUCACCACCACUGAAUGUUUUGACGGCACCAUCGUGCUGAUUUCGCUGCUGGUUGUGUUCCUGCUCCUGGCUCUGCUGCUCAUGUGGUGGUUCUGGCCUCUCUGCUGCACCGUGGUAAUCAAAGAACCUCCACCUCCCCCGCCUCCAGAGCCAGAUUCAGAUGAGGAUGAUGGGAUGCCUAAGAAGAGGUGGCCCACCGUAGACGCUUCAUACUAUGGAGGAAGAGGAGUGGGUGGCAUCAAGCGUAUGGAGGUACGAUGGGGGGAGAAAGGGUCGACCGAGGAAGGCGCCAAACUGGACAAACCUAAAAAUGCGAUUGUAAAGAUGCCCGAGCAGGAAUUUGAACCAUAUGAGCCCAGACCUCGAAAAGCUCCACGCCGUUCCCCCCAGCAGAAGAAGUGGUACUCGCCCAUUAAGGGGAAACUAGAUGCUCUGUGGGCUCUGUUCAGAAGAGGAUAUGAUCAGGUAUCUCUAAUGAGGCCACAGCCUGGAGAUCAGGGUCGCUGUAUUAAUUUCCAGCGGGUCAGAGAUGAUGAUCCCCCGGCCCCUCCCCGAAUGCCUCACUCUGCUGCUCCGCCUCCUCCUCCUCCGCCAGCUGAGGAGCGACCUUUGGUCUCCAACUCGGUCCCCCGCACGAAGCCUCCAUCAAGGGGACCCCGCACCGCUCCGUCCCCCAUCACAGCACCUCCCUGCCGCGCACCCCCUCCCGUGACACGGCUGCCGCCAGGCCCACCCCCGACCCGUGCUCCCCCGGGGCCUCUCGGACCCCCACCAUCCAGGCCUCCGCCGAGGCUGUAAUGAUGGAAAGCAUGGAUGCGAACACAGGCCAAUGCAAACAUAUUCUUCCCCCUUUGAACUCAAUCAUUUUAGCACAUUACAAUUAGAAACUUCAAUGUAUUUUACUGGGAUUUUAUGUGACGGAUCAGCACAACGUAAUGCAUAAUUGUGAGGUGGAAAAAGGAGGAUUUGCUACCCAACUUUCCGGCGUUUUACAAACAAAAAUCUAAGAAAGGUUUUGCAGGCAUUUGUAUUCGGCCUCUCUGAAUGUAUAAUUCGUAGAGGCACCUUUUGUCGUUUUUUGGGGUGUCUCUGCUGGCUCUCCGCAUCUAGAGUUGGAAAUUAUUGCCCAGUCAUAGCUCAGGCUCAGUCAAACUGGACAGAAAGCAUCUGUUGACAUCCAUUAUGACCCUCAGCAUAAUGUAGCCACCACUGUGUUUAAUGCUGGGAAUGAUGUGUUUAAGGUCUUCGUGGAGACAAGGCAUACCUCAACCCCAGUCAGAAGUCUUUUGCACUCUCUAAUAGGUUUUCCUUCAGCUUUGUCCCGUAUUUAGCUCAGUUACCCUUCCAGUCAACAUGUGCGCCAUAGGCUUUCCUAUUCACACAUGGUUUGCAUAAUCACCUGGCCAUCAGAGGACCUUCUUCCACAUGUUUGCACUGGGCCCAACAUGGCAGGUGGCUGACUGCAAAGCAGACAUCUUAUGGGAUUUUAUUUUUCUUUCGCUGAUGGAUUGAACAGUGCUGUUUGAGAUCUUCAAAGCCCAGGAUUUUGUUUGAUAACCUCACCGUGCUUUAAACCUCUCCACAUUGUUCUCUGGCAAGCCUCGGAGGCCUUCACAGAACAAAUACUAAUUAGCAGCACUGGAUUUAAUUUAGGGCUGUAGGAGCAAAGAGGGUUGAAUGCACGCCAAACAAUUCAGAUUUUCCACUUCACAGUUGUGCAAUGCUUAGAAAAAUGCUAAUAAAGAACAGCAUAGUUUGCAAGUCACUCUCAAAUCUCAGCUAUUUAAAAAAAAAAAAGAUUUUUUAGAAGACGGUCUUUCAUCAGUCCGCACGUCAGAGUGAAAAAAUCUUCCAGACCAGAAGCUCAGAGGCUUCGAGCUCUGCGUCUUGUUGCUGGACAGCAAAAUGAAUCGCUCUGACGGCAAAACUCUCGUACGCAAAAACAAACAAAAAGCGACAACCGUGGAUUCAAUUGGGACUGUUUGUACAGUAGCAGCAUUUAUGGUGUGGGUGGUGAGUGUAAGUGUUAUCAGACUUUAGUGAUGUCGAAGGUGAGCUAGCAACAGUUAGCAUCUGAAGAUGAACGGAUGUGAUUUUCUAUAUACAUACGCAGCACAAUAAUAACACCCAAGGAGAAAGUGUUAUACGAAUCAUGUUAGUACCAAAAAAAGGGUGGCGGGGUCAGUUAUGAUGGUUUUUUUUAAUCAAUUCAUGCAUGUUUAUACUUUUUCAACCAAAAAAAAAUAAAAAACUUUACUGCAACCUGAUUAAAAUGUAGUUUUAAUGUUCAACAACCUUAUUGCAACUGCAGGGCAGUUUCUCAGUAUGUUAUUUAUUGUAAUACAGGCCCCCCUUUCUUUAGCCCCUCUUGUUUUUUUGUAGGUUUUUUACAUCAUUGUGGGGUGGGGUGCACCACGGCAGAUAUUAGCGAACCUAGCGUCUGAUGUGCUUGUGAUCAUUUGAACACCUUCAAAGUAAGAGUGCAUUAAAAAAACGUGUAUCUUCAGGGCUCUUUGUAUACUCCAUUUACUGACCGAAAUGAUCGUUUGCAUUGUUUCUUCGAUAUUAACACGUCUGACUUCAAUAAAGAUUUCUUUUUUAUGUGC
Messenger RNA from Fundulus heteroclitus (mummichog), 3739 nucleotides. It is a transcript of the gene antxr1d, whose product is annotated as ANTXR cell adhesion molecule 1d. Lineage: Eukaryota; Metazoa; Chordata; Actinopteri; Cyprinodontiformes; Fundulidae. The record is from RefSeq and is a predicted model, not a curated record. Gene Ontology annotation, cellular component: membrane. The transcript has 18 exons. Bases 195 to 1931 code for a protein of 578 amino acids. Gene Ontology annotation, molecular function: signaling receptor activity.